AUGGCUUCCGUUUAUCUCCUCAAACGGAUCAUCAACCGAAGGCAACUCUCUUGGAAAUCCAUGAUGGCAAGAGCAGAGGAGCAGAGACCGCGAUGGACUGAAGAAGAAGACCAUAAGCUCAUUGAAUGUAAAAGCAGAAAUCCCCAUCUAUCUUGGCCAAAUAUCGCAAUGCUGGCAGGGCUGGAGAGGAGUGGCAAGAGUUGCAGGGAGAGGUGGAAUAACAGUCUGACGGAAGACAAUACCCUGCAGUGGCUUCAUGGGAAUAGCAAAAAAUCAUCUUCCAGGGCGAGCCGCUGGAACAACCAAUUGAAGAAGAAGCUUGGGAUAAGGCGUUCUGCAAGAUACCCUAUAGUCUUCGCACCCGGUUCCUCAUCUUUGUUAUCAAAGAAACCUCCAAGAAAAGCACUCGAGCACCUAUCCCGUGGUGGACCUCAACAUCCCAAACCUCAGGGCUUUGAGAUUGAUAUGAGCCCUAAAGGCCUCAUCCACAUCCUUACUGUUGAGGAGAUUGAUGGCGAGCUUCAGGCCCUGAGCAAUCAAGGAGGAGAAGAGGAAGAAACUGGAAGAUGCAACCUCAAACACCAGCAGCCGCUUAGCCACAUUGAUCCCCGGCGUCGCAAUCGGUGGCCAAGGCUACGGCCAUAG
Messenger RNA from Vitis riparia (riverbank grape), 645 nucleotides. Its product is annotated as transcription factor MYB102-like. The record is from RefSeq and is a predicted model, not a curated record. Bases 1 to 645 code for a protein of 214 amino acids. NCBI's taxonomy places the organism in Eukaryota, Viridiplantae, Streptophyta, Magnoliopsida, Vitales, Vitaceae. The transcript has 4 exons.